AUGCUGCAGAUUCUCCUACUCUUCGGCUGCGGUGCGGUGGGCGCAGGUAUGGGGGGGGUCGGGGCACCGCACUUCAUUCAACAACCGCAGGACCAGACGGUGGUCCUUGGGGAGGCGGUGGCGCUGCGCUGUGCUCUGGACGGCUACAGGGGCUUGGUACAGUGGACAAAGGAUGGACUGGCGCUGGGUGGCGAGAGGGACCUGCCAGGCUGGUCCCGCUACUGGAUCGCGGGGAACGGAGCGGGUGGGCGGCACGACCUACACAUCGCGGGGGUCGAGUUGGGAGACGAGGCGGAGUACGAGUGUCAAGCUACACAGGCCGCCUUGCGCUCCCGCCCCGCCCGGCUGCGCGUGCUCAUUCCCCCCGAAGCCCCCGAGGUGGUUGGGGGCCCGGCCCUGGCCCUGGUCGCUGGAGUCCGGACGAACCUGACCUGCCUCAGUCACGGCGCCAAACCGGCUCCGGAGCUGUUGUGGUUCCGGGGCGGAGUACGGAUGGAGGGCGCUUCCUACAGCAAGAUGGUGUUGGCCGACGGGGUGCGGGAGGCGGCCCAGAGCUCCCUGACAUACACGCCCUCGGCCCAGGACGACGGAGCGACGAUCAGCUGCCGGGCCCAGAGUCCCGCCCUGCCCCAGGGCCGGAGCACCAACGUGUCCGUCAGCCUGCAGUAUCCCCCCGUAGUGACUCUGUCGGUGCAGCCCCAGACGGCGCCAGCCGGCGACAGGGUCAGCUUCCUGUGCGGGGCCUCGGCCAACCCACCGGUCACCGGCUACAGGUGGGCGAAGGGUGGGGAGCUGCUCCCCGCGGCUCGGGGUCCCCUUCUGGAGGUUGUGGCUGACCCCUCCUUCCUGACGGAGCCUGUGUCCUGCGAAGUCACCAACCCCGUGGGCAGCGCUAACCUCAGCACAGUGCUGGAUGUGCAGUUCGGGCCGCUCCUCCUGACGCCCCCGGACUCAGUAGCCGUGGACGCAGGGACUGAUGCCACCUUCGCUUGCCACUGGAGGGGAAACCCGGCCCCCAGGGUGUCCUGGAUGCGCCGAGGGGAAGCUCAGGUUUUGGGCACGGGACCGAUUCUGCGGCUGCUGGAGGUGACCGCAAAAGAUGCUGGGAGCUACGUGUGCCAGGCGGAGACAGGGCCUGGAGGGAGUGGCGUGGCCCAGCGGGAAGCCCAACUGACUGUGCAUGGUCCCCCUGCGGUCAUCACCCUCUUCUCACCCCCGGUCACCCUGGGGGCCCCGGCCCGGCUUGAGUGUCUAGUGCACGGCUCCCCAACGCCUGACACAGUGGUCUGGUCCUGGGGAGAGGGGGAACUGGGCUCUGGGGCGCGAGGCCGCUACCUGGUGGAGACUGGACCAGCUCCCGAGGGGGAGGGGCAGCAGGCCCUGCUGUUGGUGCUGCGGAUUUCUGCCACGCACGAAACAGACUUCGCUCACGACUUCAACUGCACCGCUCGCAACCGCCUUGGGGAGGCUGUGGCCCAGACCACUCUGCGCCGACAGGAGGCCCUGCCUGUGCUGCUGACCGCGGCCGGAGCUGCCGCGGGCCUCACAAUCCUGCUCCUGGCCACGGUGGGCGGGACCCUCUGCUGCUGGACCCCGGGACAAGGUUCCCGCAGCCGCCUCAACAAACCAGACGUCCUAGUGCAGAUCCAGACCAGCGACAGUGGCUCCAGCGCCCCAGGCCCUGACGAGGAGGAGACCAAAGAGGCCCUGGGCCCCAGCAAUGAGUCCCCUGGGACAUCCCACACAGAGAGGAGUGAGAUCCUGGAGGAGGAGCUGGGGGCAGAGCUCAAAGACCCCACCAAUGGCUACUACAAGGUUCGCAGUGUUAGCAAGGACCUCCCGGGGCCAUUCCCUGUGGGACCCCGGGCCCUGUACCCUCCCCCGCCACCAUCCCCACUCUUUGCCCCCGGGUCCCAGCUCCACCACUCCACCCCCCGCUUUUCCCCUCCCCCAGCCCUCAUCCCACCCGAUGGUCUCUACCUCCCAGUGCCCUACAGCCAUGCCUUCACCACCUGUGCCCACCAGCCCCCUGCCCCCCGCUUUUCCUAUGCCACUCUCCCCCGCCUGGAUGGGGGCUGGGGGGGUCACCAGCGGCUGCAGACCCACGUGUGAGUUGCUCCAGGUUCCCCUCCCCCGGCCAAAUGGGAGGUGGGUCAGCCAAUGAAAGGCCAAGUGGCAUCAAGAUGGCUGACAAUGCCAGCCCCGGGCUCCCACCCCUUCCUUCCUAUGCCACCCUUCCUCCCUCUUGGCAGGCAUGAGAGUGGGCUGGGCCACUAGCUGGCGAGGCCAGUUUGCAGAAGUGCUGGGUAUGGGGCAGGCCUAGGCACAGCACCUGGUGACAGCCCAUCGGUCUGCAGACAGGUGUGGGAUGCCAAGGAGGGGGGUCAUCCCGCCUUGGGGAUG
Messenger RNA from Tachyglossus aculeatus (Australian echidna), 2403 nucleotides. It is a transcript of the gene KIRREL2, whose product is annotated as kirre like nephrin family adhesion molecule 2. Gene Ontology annotation, molecular function: cell adhesion molecule binding. The coding region runs from base 1 to 2112 and encodes 703 amino acids. Gene Ontology annotation, biological process: cell-cell adhesion. The record is from RefSeq and is a predicted model, not a curated record. Lineage: Eukaryota; Metazoa; Chordata; Mammalia; Monotremata; Tachyglossidae. Gene Ontology annotation, cellular component: cell-cell junction. The transcript is spliced from 15 exons.